AACAGGAACAAAAUGGCUGCGACUGGAGACGAAGCCGCAGUCAUGGACAGCAUCUCCAGGGAACCCGCCUCGUUCUCGGAGGCUCUGAACACGACCCCGAGCAGCAGCGGCGGCCAGGCCGAGCCGGCGGAGCUGCCUCCGGAGAUUCUGCUGGCCAAGAAGCCCGGAGCUAACGGUGACGGCGUGGAGACUGCAGAGGAGGCUGUGGAGCCGGCCGAGCCCGACAUCAAUGAGCUGUGCUCAGAUAUGUUUGGGAAGAUGUCCAUCUUCCUGCAAGGAGAACUAACAGCAACUUGCGAAGAUUACCGGCUACUGGAGAACAUGAACAAGCUUACGAGUCUCAAAUACAUGGAAAUGAAGGACAUUAGCAUCAACAUCAGCCGUAACUUGCAGGAUCUCAACAAUAAGUAUGCGAGCCUGCAGCCGUACUUGGAUCAGAUAAAUAAGAUUGAGGAGCAAGUAUCAUCACUAGAACAAGCUGCUUACAAACUGGAUGCUUACUCCAAAAAACUGGAAGCCAGAUUCAAAAAGCUGGAAAAGCGAUGAUGAAGAGGAGGCAGACUGGGAGUUGCAGUGCCAUCUCACCCUCUUUGACCCUGCCCUGCCUCUGCUCUCCCUGCCAGCAGAGCUGCGGGGAGGAUGUGGACUGAGACUGAAACAACAAACAGCCAGAGCUGCUUCGGCACCUUGAAAGUGCCGUGGAGGAAGCAGCUGAAUGCACAGGAACGAACACUACUGUGUCUGGCAUACAUUUGACUUCAGCGAUAAUAAUGUCGGUCAUGCAAACAAGCUGUACAAGAUAUUUCCCCUUAAUCGUUUUGAAAUUAUUUUUAUUGUAACAAUCAGACUCCAGAAUCAGCGGCCUAUUCUGAGUGAUGGACUGGAGACGCACUAAUCAGAGAGAAACUAAGAAGUUAUGUGGACGCUUGUAUCAAUGAAGUAUAAAACAUUUUUCACUCACUUUUUAAACCACAAUGAAACUUUUUAAUCGUGUCUUAGACUUCUAAAUCUCCUUAUUUAAAUAUUACAAGCACUGACCUCCUUCCACUCUGCACUGAGAUACACCUACAUGCUUUUUGAUGUGUUCCUUGUCAGACAGUUUGAACAGAGCCCAAAACGACACAGCUUUUGUGCGGAGGGCAGAUAUCAGCAACGCCGUCUCUGGAGAGUGGCCUGAAAGUCUGGAGACUAAAUGCAAAUAAGAAUUAAGAAUUAUGGUAUUGUGUCCAUUUGAAAAUGCAACACUGCAAGCUUUAAAAAAAAAAAAUAAAAGGUCAACAUUGCUGUCCUGUGUUCUUUAAAGAAACCUGCUACAGACAGCAGAUGGCAGACUUGCUCCAUCAUGGGAACUUCAACUGAUGCAUAGUUGAUAUGUCAAAUAUCAUAUUUCCCAACUUUGGAAAAACUUACCCAUUGUUGAAGGAGGAUUGACCUACAGCUGUCCCACAAAAACGGGGAAAAAACCCCAGUGAGAUCAACAGAGAUUUAAGAGAAAUGACGGGUAAGUGACGACAGAGAUGUGUAUGUAGUUUGUCCUCUGCCGCUAGUCCUCUUCGUUAGAUUAAUUUCCUCUUAGAAGACAAAGCUCUGCUCGCCAGAGACAUUUGAUUUUGUAAACCCGCAGGAUCUGUUGAGUGUUUAGGUUUCUGUGUGCGUUGCUUCGUGUGGAUGUGUACGUUGGACUUAAUCUAAAACAGGUCUCUGUCAUUAGUCCAGCUAAGGCCCUGGCACAAAGGGAGCUCGUUAUUCAUACUGUAACAUUAUUUACUGUUGCACUGCGAUGCCUUCCAUCCCUCCCUGGCUCUGGAGUUUUCCAGGGCCCUGGGGCAUCAGCUCAGCUCCCCUCCCAAAGGCUUUUAUGGCAGGUCUCUAAUGAUUUGGGGUCAUUUUCUAAAGCUAAGUUUGAGUGCCAGGAGGCAGUCAAGUGCAGAGGAAAAGGUGAUAUUGUUUAUCGUAGAGAGGCCUUUCUUCUCUUAUUUAGUUUGGAAACUACAGCACAACCCGACUGUUAUAGUAAUAUGAUCUGGGUGUAUAUUCUGUUAAAUAUUUGGUUAUAAGAUUUGGCGUUGGGUCUAAGACUUGUGCCGGUUUUUAAAUUCUAACCGUGAGGUCCUCCGUGUUCUUCGCUCACAAGCACCACAUGCUGUGUGGUAAAUACUGAAACCAUCACUCAAGGUUUGGUGUAAAGCUCUUCAGAUGUCAUGUUGGCAUUUUCCUGCAAUAAAAGCUGUUACAGACACGCCGUCCUCGGAUGUCUUUGUGGAGUUUCUACUCACUGCCAGGGAUUUCAGGAUCCCUUGUGAUCAUUGUAACAUUUAGGUGUGAUGCAGGUUUAAUGACUCUGGUCCUCGCUGAUCUCUACAGUAGCCCUGUUGUUUCUCUCUCUCUUCCCAGUCUCACAGUCCGGGUAUCUGUUUCCUCUUGAAACUGCUGCUAGUUGCGGCUUCACUUUCCACGUUUAACCACUGGUGUGGUAUCAAUCUUCUUUCGGCAUUAAAGCGAUGAACACAUUUUCCAAAACAUCAGACGCUUCUGUAGUAAUUGCUAUGUUGACAUAUAGAAGAGCCCCUAAAUCCAUCGCAUUGGAAAAUCUUAUUCUCCGAGUAGAAUCGGUUGUGUCAUCUUGUGGUAUUGUCAGUGUUUCUCAGUUCUCAAAUCACACACUAUCAAUUUCCUU
Messenger RNA from Cololabis saira (Pacific saury), 2677 nucleotides. It is a transcript of the gene bloc1s2, whose product is annotated as biogenesis of lysosomal organelles complex-1, subunit 2. Bases 13 to 546 code for a protein of 177 amino acids. The transcript is spliced from 5 exons. Gene Ontology annotation, cellular component: gamma-tubulin complex; BORC complex; BLOC-1 complex. Gene Ontology annotation, molecular function: gamma-tubulin binding. Gene Ontology annotation, biological process: lysosome localization; endosomal transport. The record is from RefSeq and is a predicted model, not a curated record. Lineage: Eukaryota; Metazoa; Chordata; Actinopteri; Beloniformes; Belonidae.